Messenger RNA from Aspergillus fijiensis CBS 313.89, 1137 nucleotides. RefSeq names its product zinc-dependent alcohol dehydrogenase family protein. Bases 91 to 1137 code for a protein of 348 amino acids. Gene Ontology annotation, molecular function: zinc ion binding; oxidoreductase activity. The transcript is spliced from 7 exons. NCBI's taxonomy places the organism in Eukaryota, Fungi, Ascomycota, Eurotiomycetes, Eurotiales, Aspergillaceae. The record is from RefSeq and is a predicted model, not a curated record.
CUCCAACAUCCAUCAUCACAGAUACACACCUGAUCGCUCCCUCUUUCCUUCUAUACCCUUUCUUCAUCUUCAUAUCUCACAUCAAUCAACAUGGCUGCUAACCUCCCCAAGACCAUGAAGGCCCUCCGCUAUGAGGAGCCCCUGAAGCACGGCAUCGCCGAGGUUCCCCUGCCCACUAUUCGUGACAACGAUGUCUUGAUCAAGGUCAAGGCCUGCGGUGUCUGCGGUACCGACUUGCACAUCCACGAGGGUGAAUUCAUUGCCAAGUUCCCUCUCGUCCCCGGCCACGAGACGGUUGGUGUUGUGGCCGCUGUCGGCUCCAAGGUCAAGGGCUUCGAGAUUGGUGAGCGUGUGGUGGCCGACAACUCUGAGCUUUGCGGCGAGUGCUUCUACUGCCGUCGGGGAGACGAGCUCUUCUGUGAGAACUUCCAGGCUCACGGCGUCACCAUGAACGGUGGCUUUGCUGAGUACUGCGCCUACCCUGCUGGCAGGGUGUUCAAGAUCAAGAACCUCUCGGACGUCGACGCCACUCUCCUGGAGCCCGCUUCCUGCGCCGCGCACGGUCUCGACAAGAUCGCCCCGAAGAUGGGCUCAUCCGUUCUCCUGUUCGGUGCUGGCCCCACUGGUCUGAUUCUGGCUCAGUUGCUCCGUCAAUGCGGUGGCUGCCGUGUCGUUGUUGCUGCCCCUGAGGGUCUCAAGAUGGAUCUGGCCAAGUCGCUCGAGGCUGGUGAUGAGUACAUUGCUCUGUCCCGCAGCGACCCCAGCGCCCAGUUCCAGAAGCUCAAGGACGAGAACCCCUAUGGCUUCGACAUUGUCGUUGAGGCUACCGGUAGCGUCAAGAUUCUGGAAGACUCGAUCAACUAUGUCCGCCGCGGUGGUAAGCUCGUCGUGUAUGGCGUGUACUCCAACAAGGACCGUGUUUCUUGGCCUCCUAGCAAGAUCUUCGGCGACGAGAUCACCAUCCUGGGUAGUUUCUCUGAGGUGUACAAGUUCCCUGCUGCCAUUGACUACUUGGAUUCUGGCAAGGUCAAGGUCAAGGGCAUUGUCAACAAGGUGUUCAAGAUCGAGGAGUGGGAGCAGUGCUUGGAGAGCAUGAAGAACAAGUCUGCCAUCAAGGCGGCUAUCACUUUUGAUUAG